This is a messenger RNA of Angiostrongylus costaricensis, 720 nucleotides long. NCBI's taxonomy places the organism in Eukaryota, Metazoa, Nematoda, Chromadorea, Rhabditida, Metastrongylidae. The record is from the annotation of a GenBank genome assembly.
AUGGCUGUUAAUGGAGCAGAUGAGAAAGCUUUCCUAAGACAUGCAAUAUGUCUCUCGUCGUCAAUCGAUUUAAUAUAUCUACAUGACGGUUCACCACUGUUCGGUGAGGAGAUUAUUUCACCGAAUGGUAAACGCCUUACACAAUUUCUCGGAAUACCGUUUGCCGAGCCACCUAUAGGAAAUCUAAGGUUCCGAAAACCGAAACCCAAACAACCAUGGCGAAUUCCUCUGAAUGCCACCAUUCCUCCAAAUUCUUGCAUACAGAGUUUCGACACGUACUUCGGUGAAUUUUACGGGGCAACGAUGUGGAACGCGAACACACCAACAUCGGAGGAUUGUCUCUAUAUGAAUAUUUUCGUCCCUGGGAAAGUUGAUCCAAAAAAGCGCUUAGCAGUGAUGCUGUGGGUUUAUGGUGGUGGUUUUUGGUCUGGCACAUCCACACUGGAUGUAUACGAUGGACGAAUUUUACCAGUAGAAGAAAACAUCAUUCUUGUAUCAAUGAACUAUCGUGUUUCGAUGUUUGGAUUCCUCUAUCUUGGAAGACGUGAAGCGCCUGGUAAUAUGGGUCUCUGGGAUCAGCAGUUAGCUCUAAAAUGGGUGCACAAAAAUAUUGAUGUUUUCGGGGGUGAUCCUGAAAAGAUAUCCCUCUUUGGUGAAUCAGCCGGUGCUGCGUCUGUGAAUAUGCAUAUGUUGAGCGCACACAGUACACCAUAUUUCCAG